AUGACAACUCCUUACGGAGAUCCGAACUCGGCCCCCGCUAGAUACACCAUAGGUUCCCAAAACCCUGGCAACCAACAUGGUGCGAAUGGUGGCGGUUAUCCUCAGCACAAUGGUAGCGUCCCUGAGACCCAGUACGACAGCGACACAAGACAGUCUACUGACAGUCGAACGGGACGUAAGCGCUCAAUCGGAGCCGAUGCCAACGAUCGUAGUAGGUCCGGUAGUGGUGGAAAGCCUCGAGGAACUGUCCGAAUAUGCAAAAAGUGCGGUCAAGCACUGACUGGCCAAUUCGUCCGCGCACUUGGCGGCACCUUCCAUCUGGAUUGCUUCAAGUGUGCCGACUGCGGUCAGGUCGUCGCGUCAAAAUUCUUCCCUGUCGACGCCGCUGAUGGUUCUGGACAAUUCCCGUUGUGCGAGAUUGACUAUUUCCGGCGUCUCGAUUUGCUGUGUUUCGACUGCGGAGGUGCUUUGAGAGGAUCCUAUAUCACCGCCCUCGAUCGGAAAUACCACAUCGAACAUUUCACCUGCUCCGUAUGCCCUACAGUCUUUGGAGCUUCCGACAGCUACUAUGAGCACGAAGGCAAUGUAUACUGCCAUUACCACUAUUCCACUCAAUUCGCUCAGAGAUGCAACGGAUGUCAGACCGCCAUUCUCAAGCAAUUUGUCGAAAUCUUCCGGAAUGGCCAAAAUCAGCAUUGGCAUCCAGAGUGCUAUAUGAUUCACAAGUUCUGGAAUGUUCGGCUAUCAGCCGCGGAAGAAAUUUCCCGGCAUCCCGACAUCCAUGCCGAUGUCAGAGAUGACGAGCGUGAACUCAUUCGUGACGAUGAGGAGCGCAUGGAGAACAAGGUGUAUCGGAUUUGGAGUAUUCUUUCGACAUUUGAGGAAUCAUCUGCCUCAUGCAUCUCAGACAUGCUGUUACAGGUUAGCAAUGGCUCUUACUAUGAAGGUGUCAUUGUUGCCAGAAAGUUUAUUUGGCACGUUGAUAUCCUCUUCGGUGCAGUCGACAGCCUUGCGUCUCUGAUCGUCAAGUCCGGUCUCAAAGAGCUCUCUUACGGCAGAGAAGCUAAGCUGCUUUGCAAAAAGGUUGUGGCUUUCUUUACCUUACUUUCGAAAACACAAGAGACGGGUGUUCGCAAACUUGGAGUCACCCAGGAACUCCUCUCCCUUGUGACCGGUCUCGCCCAUUACUUGAAGCUGCUCAUUCGCAUCGGACUGCAAGGUGCGCUGAAGUUGGAGCGAGAGCGUGGCACAGCCGAAGGUCUUCACGCCUUCCUGGACGAACUCGCCGAUCUGGAGACAAUCAAGGAACAAGAGCUGAAGAACAUCGAUAUCAAUGACGGCGUUGCUGGUCUCGCCGGUCAAGAGUCAGACUGCUGCGCCUCUUGUUUGGAACCCAUCGACGACGAAUGCAUCAUGAUAUAUGGCAAGCGUUGGCAUAUGAGGCCACCACAUUUGACCUGCAGCGUCUGCAGGAGAGACUUGACCCGCGAGCUUCCAUUGGCAAAGUACAGUGAGCGUGACGAGCGUGUGUACUGCAGUGAUCAUGCCAAGCGGGCAGCCGAGACUGUUUCGGGAUUCUCUCAUGUGACGAAGCUGCAGCAGUACGUUUUCCUCCUGAAAGUGGCUCUCGCCAGGCUUCUCGAGGUCCUGAAGUCGGGUGGCACCCUACCUCAUACCACCGAUGACCCUAGUCUGACGCCAUACAACACCGACGAUGGGCAUCGAGGCCAACCCCGGCCCACCCCACACCAGAAGAUGGGAUCGCGCUCCAAGUCAUAUGCGGGUGCGUCGCAGCAAGAAGAAUCUUCUUUGGAGCAGACUGUGGGUGAGAUGAAGCGACUUCGCUCUACGAGGAAUGAGAGAACUCUAUCCACCACCUUCCGCAAGGCUCGAGCUUCGCGAAUUAUGGAGGGUCCCACCGGCAUUCGUCCCGGAUCUGCAGGCGCUGAUGGUGCGGACCAGAGCCGGGGCCAAUUCCAGAUUGUCGAGGAGCGAGACCUCGACGGCAAGAUGCGCCCAGAGCUGACUUUCGGGAACCAAGACGGAUUGACCCUGGACGAUAUCCCACGCAUUGUCGCGGCAGAACAGGCCAAAGAGCAGCGGCCUAACGCCUACAGGCAUGCGGGUAAUAAUUUGAUUGGCGCUGGCGGUACCGCUCCCCGUCUGGUCAAUGGGCAUCAACGUGGACCCUCAGCUGGCAAUGAUCUCCUGGCCAAUGAACCUAGCCCUCUGCGUACAAAGAGGUAUUUCUCCGAGCUCUCCGCACUGGAAUACUUCAUUGUUCGGCAUGUUGCCGUCCUUUCCAUGCAGCCUUUGCUUGAAGGCCACUUCACCCUCGAAGAAUUGCUAGGGUUGAUAGAGUCACGCAAGCCAACCUUCUGGGGCAAAGUCAGUCGAGCGCUCCGCAAUGAUCCCAAGACGAAGAAAAAGGGCGUCUUCGGGGUUCCUCUCGAAAGUUUGUGUGAGCGUGAAGGAGCUGAAUCGACACAUGGCGUUGGUCCUGGCGCACUCCGGGUCCCAGGCAUUGUUGACGAAGCUAUCAGCGCCAUGAAGCAGAUGGAUAUGUCCGUCGAAGGUGUUUUCCGCAAGAACGGAAACAUCAAGCGGCUCAAGGAAGCAGCUGAGAUGAUCGACAGCAACCAGAUUCCCGAUCUUACUCGCGAGAAUCCCGUCCAGGUGGCGGCGCUCCUCAAGAAGUUCCUGCGCGAUAUGCCGGACCCUCUUCUCACGUUCAAGCUGCACGCCCUGUGGGUAGUUGCUCAGAAGUUGGAAGACGAGGAGGUUCGGAGACGAGUAAUGCACUUGACUUGUUGUCUUAUGCCGAAGAGCCACCGCGAUACGAUGGAGGUCCUGUUUGCCUUCUUGCGUUGGACGGCAUCUUUCUCGCAGGUCGAUGAGGAGUCUGGUAGUAAGAUGGAUGCUCACAACCUCGCAACGGUGAUGGCGCCGAAUAUCCUCCACGCUCCACCGAAGAAGGAUAAUGUGAAAUCGCAAACACCGCAGGUGGACGAGAGUUUCCUGGCGAUCGAAACAAUCCAUACUUUGAUCAUAUUGAACGACUCUUUUUCAGAGGUGCCUGAAGACCUUCAGUCGAUUUUGACUGACAGCAGUCUGCACAAUAGCUCUGCCGAGCUCACCACCAAAGAGAUUCUAUCCCGAUAUGGUGACAUUGUGCGAGGCAAUGUCGCAAAGCAAACAGUGCAAGCUGCUGAUGCACCUGCACAAGGUACGACGUCGGCGCACGGCUCGACCAAGAGUGCGAAUCCGGUCGCGAUGCGCGUCGAUGUCGACCCCUCUCAGGCGAAUGCUUGGCAAAAGCAAUCUUCAGUUCGUCCAGUGCAAAAUUUUGGCCCGCCUUCUCAACAGCAACAGACUUUUGAGUACGGUGCACCAAACCAGCCCUAUUCGCGCGGGCACGCCGAUUCCGAUUCCGACCAAGCUUCAUUCAACGCAUCGAGGCAAUCGUACGGGAACAAGCCGCAGCUAGGAGUUACGGGCUAA
Messenger RNA from Cyphellophora europaea CBS 101466, 3501 nucleotides. RefSeq lists its product as uncharacterized. Gene Ontology annotation, cellular component: cytoplasm. Gene Ontology annotation, biological process: signal transduction; actin cytoskeleton organization. Lineage: Eukaryota; Fungi; Ascomycota; Eurotiomycetes; Chaetothyriales; Cyphellophoraceae. The record is from RefSeq and is a predicted model, not a curated record. The transcript is spliced from 2 exons. Bases 1 to 3501 code for a protein of 1166 amino acids.